Molecule: messenger RNA, 723 nt
Organism: Neurospora hispaniola
Lineage: Eukaryota; Fungi; Ascomycota; Sordariomycetes; Sordariales; Sordariaceae
Product: protein-beta-aspartate methyltransferase
Exons: 3
Coding region: 1-723 (240 amino acids)
Biological process (GO): protein modification process
Cellular component (GO): cytoplasm
Molecular function (GO): protein-L-isoaspartate (D-aspartate) O-methyltransferase activity
Source: RefSeq, a predicted model, not a curated record
AUGGCGUGGUAUUCGUCGGGCGGGAGCAACGCGGAGCUGGUGGAGAAUUUGUGGAGGAAUGGGUUGAUUAAGGAGGAGAGAGUGAAGGAGGCUUUUCUGAAGGUCGACAGAGCCCACUACGCCCCCACCUCCCCCUACUCCGACUCCCCCCAACCCAUCGGCCACGCCGCCACCAUCUCCGCCCCCCACAUGCACGCCACAGCCAUCGAACACCUGCUCCCCUCCCUCCUGCCCUCCCCCUCCCGCCCGGCCCCCCGUGUCCUCGACAUCGGCUCGGGGUCAGGCUACCUCACGCACGUGCUCGCCGAGCUCGUCGGUUCCGAAGGCGGCACCGUUGUCGGUCUCGAACACAUUCCCGCCUUGCGCGACCUCGGCGCGCGCAACAUGGCCAAGUCCGCUGAAGGCCGCGACUUUCUCGAGACAGGCCGGGUGCGGUUCCGUGUUGGUGAUGGGCGGAAGGGGUGGCGCGAGACGACAAUGGGGGAGGAUAAGGAUGAGGGGAAGUGGGAUGCGAUUCAUGUGGGGGCGUCGGCGAGGGAGAUUCAUAAGGAGUUGAUUGAUCAACUGAGAAGUCCGGGACGGAUGUUUGUGCCUGUUGAUGAUGAUGAGAUGGGGCUGGGGCAGCAUGUGUGGUUGGUGCAGAAGGGGGAGGAUGGGGAGGUUAGUAAGAGGAGAUUGUUUGGGGUUAGGUAUGUGCCUUUGGGGGAUCCGCCUCGGGCUUGA